GACCCCCGUUGACCUCGUGACGUCAGGACCACGCCGUGCAGACGUUGGGACAAGAUUUAGCCUCCCUCAGUCAUCAGGAAAAAAGGCCUCUUGAGACACUUUUUAAGGCUGAGUUCUGUAGCUAAAGUUUCUAAGUUGUACAGCUGUUGACGAACCAGUUACCAUGGAGCUGCGACCCAACCACACCAUCUACAUCAACAACCUCAACGAGAAGGUGAAGAAGGAGGAGCUGAAGAAGUCCCUCUAUGCCAUCUUCUCCCAGUUCGGCCAGAUCAUGGACAUUGUCGCUCUCAAGACGCUGAAGAUGCGCGGACAAGCAUUUGUCAUCUUCAAGGACAUCAACAGUGCCACCCAGGCGCUUCGUUCCAUGCAGGGUUUCCCGUUUUACGACAAGCCCAUGCGAAUAGCCUACUCCAAGACAGACUCUGAUGCCAUAGCAAAGAUGAAAGGUACGUAUGUGGAGAGGAAGAAGAAAGAGCGGCAAGAAAAGGCUCCGAAGAAGCCGGCUCCACGUCCCCAGGCAGCGGCUCCCGCUCAGAUCCCUCCACAGCAGCAGCAGAGGAUGCAGCAACAGCCUCCUCCCAUGAUGCAACAGCAGAUGGCACCAGGUGGGCCUACACCAGGAAUGGGCCAGCCACCACAGCAGAUGAUGCCAGGCAUGGCCCAGCCAUCCCAGCCUCAGCCACAGGCAGAGCAGCCUCCCAACAACAUCCUGUUCCUCACCAACCUGCCUGAGGAGACCACGGAGAUGAUGUUGUCCAUGCUGUUCAACCAGUUCCCAGGCUUCAAGGAAGUGCGGUUGGUUCCAGGUCGCCAUGAUAUCGCUUUUGUUGAGUUCGACAACGAGAUGCAGUCAGGGGCUGCACGUGAUGCCCUGCAGGGCUUCAAGAUUACACCAACACACGCAAUGAAGAUCUCCUUCGCUAAGAAGUAGAUGGUGGGGUAAUGUGUAUAUGGUUUGUACUGCGGGUGCAGAACAAAGCAAGUGUCAAUAUUAGAUAUAUUUUGUAUCCUUACAUGCAACCAGCCUGCAUUGCACAACCGCUAGCCAUGGUUUGCAUUGCACUAUAGGCAGUCAUGGUAAGCAUUGCACUACAGCAGGCUGGCUUGCAUGAUUUAUCUAAAACCUUUGUUAUGAGACUGGGACCAGAUAAGACUGUUUUGUUUCUCCUAGAAAUGAGAUCUUGUAAAACAGGAUUUAACCCACUUAGAAAGGACUUUUUUUUUAUUUGCAUGUACCUGGUUUCUCCAGAAAGCUGGUUUAAACCCAUUUAACUGGUCCCAGUCUAAAUGGCUUGAGAUGAUUUUGUAUCUUCAGGUAUUGAACAUGGGGCAUCUGUUUGCAUUGCACUCAGGCAAACAUGUUUCAAUUCAUUGAAAAGAACAGAUACUACUACAACUGAACUCUUUGAAAAUCCUAGAAAUGUUUGCAUUUGUUUUUCACCUCAUGUUAUUUUUAUUUUUCCACCUGACAUGCACGUAGUAAUAUAAUGAAUGGAAUCAGUCACUGUUGUGCUUGGUGUUUUCUUGUUGUCAUUUCCAAGCUUCUAAUCCUUACAGAAUUUGUGUAUCAGAUAUUGUACUUGGGAAGUAGUCUACAUUGCACUGUAGCAAACUCUGUUUGCAUUGCACUACUGUAAGACAUGGUCCCUUCAAUCAAAGAACAGAUACUACAUUUUGUACCACAAUCACAGUACAUUUCAUGUACAUUUUCAUCUUCAGUUAAUAAUGCUCCACUGCAUCAAAAUGUACUUCUUCAGUUGGACAACAACAGGUAGAAAAAACCUGUCAGCAAUAAAGUUUUUUUUGUCUCCUGUAUGUAUCUGGAAACUUUUUCUAAGCUAGGAUGAAUCGUUUUGUUUAAGAUGCUGUCAUGGUAAAAAUGCACAAGCGAUCAAAUCACUGAGAUACACAAUGCAAUUCUGUUGUGAUGCCAAAAAAGUGGAGAAUCCUUUUUUUUUUCUGAAUAAAGUACCAACCAAGCUACUGUCAAA
Molecule: messenger RNA, 1994 nt
Organism: Branchiostoma belcheri (Belcher's lancelet)
Lineage: Eukaryota; Metazoa; Chordata; Leptocardii; Amphioxiformes; Branchiostomatidae
Product: U1 small nuclear ribonucleoprotein A-like
Exons: 4
Coding region: 164-934 (256 amino acids)
Biological process (GO): mRNA splicing, via spliceosome
Cellular component (GO): U1 snRNP
Molecular function (GO): U1 snRNA binding
Source: RefSeq, a predicted model, not a curated record